Messenger RNA from Closterium sp. NIES-67, 2089 nucleotides. The record is from the annotation of a GenBank genome assembly. Lineage: Eukaryota; Viridiplantae; Streptophyta; Zygnematophyceae; Desmidiales; Closteriaceae.
UUCCGCCUUGCCCACCACAGAUCACAGAUACGUUGCUCCUAGGCGCUUCUUCCUACGCCAAGUAGCUAGUAGCUCUGAUAACCAGAUUCGCGCGGGGCUCGCGGUGCGACGGAAUCACAGAUCGCGCCAGCACCAUGUCCCUGCUCUCGACCCCACCUCGCUCGCCACGUCACGCUCGCUUCCGCAGCGCAGCCGUUCGUUUGAGAAGCACUCAUCUCCCCCGCCACGUGGCGACCAAUCAGCUCCGUGCUUCCAAAACGAAGGCCACCAAACGUGGCCCGCCCUCGGCUCCGAUAGGCCACAACUAUUUCGACUAUAGGGCCAACUUCGGCGAUGCGGCCGAUCCAGAGCUCGGUGCCUCGCCGCCACUCACCACCAGCUGCUCACCGAGUUGGCUGGCCCGACUAGGGAGGUUUGGCGAUCGAGACUUGGGCGAUCGAGUCGGGUGUUGGUCUGGGAGCGUGGAGGGGAGAGUCGCCGCAGCGGUGGCACUACUAGAAGGGCCGUCGCCCAUCAGAGUGGCAAUCACGGGCUUUUCUCGCUCUCUCGCCCGCGAUUAGCUUCGCUGCUGUCGGCUCCAGCGCUGGUCGAGCGUCCCUCGCCGCGUGACGAGCACCGCAGCCUCCCCGCCUGCCCGCCAUGGCGUCCGCGCUGCUGCGCCUCGCCGUGCUCGCGCUGCUGGUCGCCGCCGCGUGCGCCGCGACGGUGGUGACGUUCAACAAGGACGGGUCGCUGUCGUUCGACGGCUACACGCUGCUCACGGACGGCUCCGUGGUGGACGCCAAGGGCAAGCCCGUCGCCGUCACCACCAACGCCGACGGCUCGCUGUCCGUAGCGGGCGUGUACUCGGCGUUCCCCAACGGCACGCUCACGGCGCCCGGCGUCGCCAUCUACACGGGCGACCUGGUGGGGCUCACCAUGGGCACCACCACGCUGUACGCCGACGGCACGGUCACGGACGCUACGGGCAGCCCGCUGUUCGGCACGGUAAACCCUGACAAGUCGUACACCGUGGGCGACGUGACCGGGUGGGCCAACGGCACCGUGGUGGGCCCCGACGGCGUGGUGGUGAACACGGGCCUGCCGCUCUCCGUCGACCCCACCACCGGCAUGGUCAACGGCAUCAGCCCCCCCGCCGCCGCUCCCGCCCCCGCGCCCGCGGCCCCUGCGCCGCCUGCGAAGGUGGACACGGUGAUCACGAUCAACCCCGACCGCACGCUGUCGUUCGCCGGCUACAAGCUGCUCAAGAACGUCACCGUGCUCGACGCCAACGGCGCCGUCGCCACGCCCGCUGCCAACGCCGACGGGUCGAUCACGAUCGGCGGCGUGUACACGGCGUACCCCAACAAGACACUCAUCGCGCCGGGCGUGACGGUGACGUUCGGCGAGCUGAUCAAGAUCACGGUGGGGUCCACCUCCGUCUUCAGCGACGGGUCCGUGCUGGACGCGGCGGGCGACGCGCUGUACGGUACGGUGGGCAAGGACGGGUCGUUCAGCGUGGGCGACUUCAAGCUCGGGUGGAGCAACGGGUCGUUCGUGGCCAACAACGGCGCCGUGGUCCACACCAACCUGCAGCUCGCCGCCGACCCAGCCACUGGCAUCAUCUCCGUCCUCACGCCCUCGCCGCCCCCCGCGCCCACCGCUUCGCCGCCGCCCCCGCCCAAACCCGCUUCCGCCCGCGCCGCACCUGCGAGCUUCGUGGCGGCGGCCGUGGCUCUGGCCGCGCCCUUCCUGCUGUUGUGAAGCCGUGCCCCGUGCUCAAAGGGCGGGGGGGAGGAUGAGGGCUCAGGGUUUUUGAAGGCUUGUGUGGUUUCAUGGCAUGUAGUCCUUUGCACGGCUGUUUAGACUGUCAUGUGGGUGGCUGCCUGCACUUGCUGGCCUGCCUCUUGUGACCUUGGGAAAUGUAGGCUACUCUGACUUAGAGCGUGUUCCUACGAGCCUCUUCCCAGGCAACCUCUUCCCAGACUCACGCAUGACCUUGAGAGCAUUUUCCCAGGACCCCUUUUUGGAAUGUUGGGCUGAGAAAAAGCCCUAGGAUCUAUUCAAAGAUUAAGUCCCACUUGUAUGAAGUUCUUGAGUAGUGCAGUGA